Diaporthe amygdali is the source of this 2859-nucleotide messenger RNA. RefSeq lists its product as uncharacterized. Bases 1 to 2859 code for a protein of 952 amino acids. The transcript is spliced from 6 exons. Gene Ontology annotation, molecular function: protein binding. Lineage: Eukaryota; Fungi; Ascomycota; Sordariomycetes; Diaporthales; Diaporthaceae. The record is from RefSeq and is a predicted model, not a curated record.
AUGGAUCCAUUUUCCAUUGUCACUGGCGCUGGGGGGCUGGUGUCUCUCGGCAUCACGGUUUGCAAUGGGCUCAUUAGUUAUUGUGGAAGUUAUCGAUCGCGUGAAGAUGACAUUACCUCCCUCCAGGGAAACGCGGAGCGGUUACGAAAACACCUCGAAGUCCUCGACAGACAGCACCUUGGAGUCGGUCUUCCGCCCAUGUCACCGAGUCUCAAAAUUUCCAUGGACGAGUGUGUAGAGGCUUGCAAAACCUGUCUCGACGGCUUGAGUCGACUGAGCGACAAAUACUCGCCACCAAUGACGGGUUCACUCCAGAGGUCCCGCACCAGCUUGACACGCAAAAUAUCAUUUCCGUUACAGAAGGACAAGUUUGAGUCCUUCAGAAAGCAGAUUAAUCAGCUGCACGUUACACUCUCUUUUCAGGUUGGGCUGUUGAAUUACGAUGCUAUGAGAAACCUGCGGCAAGAGACUUUGUCGGAGUCUCUGAAUCUCUCGUCGAUUAUCUCUGCUCAAGGUCAAGAUAUUCAGGAACAGAUUGCCGCUAUGGUCCCCGACUUGUCGCAGACGCUUGAGUCUGGACUUGCGAAGAGUGAGCAGUCUCUUCAAGCUCGAAUGGACAGUCUAGAAACCAUGAUCAAAGAUUCUUUACGCAUAGAAGAAGCUUUUCCCGAUUGCGCUCAAAGUAUCAAGGACUCUAGUACAGCCUCGACGCUUCCUCAAGCUUCUACGAAUGAAUCAGAACUCAUGACCAAGAUCGCAAUCGAGUACUCCCAAUACGCCUUCUUGCGCAGUCUGCACAUCCAGCAUAACUUCACCAUCCGAGCGACAGUCCCUCAAGGCUCCCCGGCUUUUGACCUGAUAGAUGGUAUCACGUUCAACAUGGGCAGCUAUUCCACAGUACAAUCACUGCAACGAACCCUUCAGUCCUGUCUCCGGGGGCUUCAGCGUCUGUUCAUGGAAGGUCGAGCAUGGCCUACUGAUAUUGAAGACAGCACUGGAAACAAUUUACUUCACGUAGCCACCAGCGCAUUUUGGCAUUUUAUGGCCGACGAAAUGAAAGAGAUCUAUUCUCAAUUUCUUCAAACACUGGUAGAAUUCGGUGUCCCAUUAAAAGACACGAGUUGCUUAAACGAGACACCAAUUGCCAUUGUACUACAAAGACUAGCCAGUAGGGAAAAGAAUGACUUUUCGGGCUUUACGGUCGCCACAGGACUGGUGAAAAGCCUUUUGGAUCUCGGUGUCGAUGUUCUGGACAUAAUGCCACUGCGAACAUUUGGACCAUCGAUUCUUCCAAUAGUCGGGCAUGGGAUGUUUGAAGAGCAAGGCACCAUGGACCAGGGAGAACUGUCCCGUGCUCUGCUAGAGAAGUGGGACACCCAGGUGUGUGACAUUCUCGCACGCAGCGACGCCGAAAGAUACCUCUUGGCAAGGGGUAAAGUGGGUGAAACCCCAUUGCAUAUUGCAACAUGUUGGCCUCGAGGCAUGGAGCUGCUUCUGCAGCUGGGAGGUGAUACUAUCACCGGCAUCAUCAAUGCCGAAGAUGACGACGGCUCCACGGCCCUGGACUACGCGCUCAAAUUGGUCGAGCCUGAAUGUGUCAGCAUGCUCUUGGAUUCAUCUGCUGAGAUGGAUUUGGAAGUAAUUCAAAACAUCGCGAAAUGGGAAACGACUCCGGGGCGAUUGACCGUUGUCCCCGUAUUGACGCAGGCUCUCGCGGCGCGUCGCAAGAAGUUACUGAGCCUCGCGAAUGACACACUCCACGGAAGCAUGAUCCUUGAUAACCUGAGCCUCAAUAAAGAGGACUUAAUACAGGAAGAUGCAUUUGAAGUGAUUAAGGCGCUAGACGAGAAGGAAAUCAGCGUGCCCAAGGAGUUCCGGAGCGUCCAACCAGGAUCAGUCUACCACUGCGCAUAUAUGAACAAUGAGACUGCCGAGUCACUUUUCCGCGCUGGAUUCAGCCAUACAAACGUCGAGCUCAUCGGACUCACCCCGCUGAUGAUAAUAGACUUCGUCGGCCUUAGCUAUCGAAACGACAUGAAGCUCAUGUGCAGCAGUAGCGCGCUAGGUCUUGUUGAAUGGUUUCUGAGCCAUGGAGAAGACCUGAGCAGGCCAAUACCAGUAAAUGCUAUCACCCGAAAAACAGCGAGCAAAGGCAAUAUUUUCAGGAGAGUCAGCCUGGUCCACCGCAUCGCUAGCGAAAUGGGGCGGAGCUUGCGAUAUGCAGCAGCCUUUGGAAGUGAACGGUAUACCGCGAUUUCACAGCAAAUACUAACUUCGUCGGUUCUGGACCCAUGUGAGUGUCUCUGCACGCAAAGUGGCUGCUCUGCCGCCUCAGUCUUCUCCCGAGAAGUGUGGAAAGUCUUCAGUGGGGCCACCCCGGCGGAAAAGUUGUCUGAACUUGACCGGACGACUUGGCGAAUCACCAUGGACCUUCUGACGAGCAGACUAUCCGAUCACUCAGGAGCUCGUCAAUUCGCGUCGAGUUUCAUCCGUGUCAGCACUUUUGAACGACUUGGCAUGAGCCACACGUGCUGCAGAUACGUGGAAAAUAGUGGAAUGUACGAAGGUCCUAAUGAUGGGGUGGCCCUGGCGAUCUUGAGGGGAGAGUACAUAGUCGUCGAGAUGAUGGACCCUGAGGAUGGAGCUGAGAUCCAAGAUGAGGAGCGAUAUUUGGCGGAACGACUUGAGGAACUUGUGCACGAAUUUGAUGUCAAGUACGAGGAGCUAGGCUUGUCUCUGGGCGAUUUCUUCUGGUCGUACUGGUGGAUUCGCAUGAACGAGGUUGAAGCCGAGGACAAGGUUUCCAGGGAGGAAUUAGUGGCACUUCGGAAAACGGGUGUUAUUCUGGAAGAUGCGUGA